AAAUGAAGUGUUUUGCAUUUUGGAGUAGUAGGACAUUAUUGUGUAGUUCAGCGUCACUGUGUCAAAAAUAUUUAGUCGAACGUAACCUUAUUGAUUUGUAAUCCAAGAUGGCCGAAUGUCGAAGAUAACAACGAUGAAAAUCCGAAGAAAAUGGGUAACACGUAAUAUUUAUGUACUUAAUGGAGCAGUCAGUGGCUAAAGAGAUCAAGAAAUGAUGGAAUGUAAAUUCAAAGAUUUGAUUGAACUCCAUAGGCAUAAAUUUUCUGCUGUCGUUGACGCAGAAAGGCUGUUACCAAUUUUAGAAAACGUAGAAACAUUGACUAAUGCCGAAGUUAGUGAAAUAAAUAAACUAACCACAAACAAGGAGAAAGUCGAGAAAGUGUUAGACAUACUAUUGCAUAAGGAUAACUUGGCGUUCAAGAGUUUGUGCCAUGCUUUGGAAAGCACCUACCCUCAUCUUUUGACUGUAAUGUUCCUUGGAAAUAGUCCAGCCAUAAGAUCAACUUCUGCCUCAGGAUCAGAUGUGCGGACAUCAGAUUCGGAGGACGAUGUUCUUAGAAGAUCUCACAGUUCAGACUAUAUCAGUAGUCGUUUACAGUGGAGAGGAUAUACUUCAUGUGACGCAAGAUCACAGGAUCUGAAGACAUAUACGCGAAAAAUCCCAUCAUACGAGUACGAUGAUUUUCAAGACCUGGGCUCAUCACUGGAAGGAUCGCUCGGCGACGCCCAGAUCAGCGGGGCCAAACACAAACACCGCUCAGGUCGUUAUAAACACUCACUAAACGGUGAACAUAGACAUAGUAGUCACAGCCGGGAUUACGAUUGGCUGAAAUCUCAGUGUGAACGCGCCAUGACAGAACUACAAGCAUUAAAAAUGCAGCAGUCUGAUAAUACAAAACGUUACGAUGCUGUGAUAAAGGAGUCAGAUUCGUACCGUCAAAGUUACAUGUCCACCCUAAGUCAGCUUCAGCAGGCUCGUGAAGACGCUGAGGCAAUCAGGGGGCAGAACCAUGACUUACGAGUCGAGAAUAAACGUAUCGAACAGGAAGUGAAAAAUGUGCUGAAAUUACGCGAAGAAGAUCUCAGAGAAAUGGAUGAACUACGGAAACACCAACGUGAAAUUGUGAGUAAAAGCGGUUCUACCGAAGUGCUAAACGCGUUAGACAUGUAUGAUCGUAUAAAACAGGAUUAUGACACUCUUAGAGUGCGAUAUUCUGACCUAGUCACUACACAUAGUUCCUUACAAACCAAGUUUGAAAGUGCCCAAGAGGAAAAUACUCAGUUGAAGAAACAAAAUCAAGCGUUGUGCACGGAACGUGAUGCAGCUAUUCUGGAAAGGAAUGGCCUAAAACAGCAAUGUACAGCGGCAAUCAGAAACUGGGACCAAGUUUUACAUGAACGAAAUGACAUGAAUGAGAAAAUAACGAAAAUCACCCAACAAAGAGAUGACAUUAUGAAAGAUAUGAAUCAAGCUCUGGCUGCUCAACUGAGAGCAAAGAAAGAGCUGGAAGUCGUCUCAAAGGAUAAGGAAGCUGUAUACAAGGAGUACAACCUAAUUAUGUCGGAACGAGACCAAGUGCAUAAGGAAAUCGAGCAGCUUAAUGAAAAGCUUGCUCAAGGUGCUAACAAGAUCGAGACACUUAUGAAAGAGAAGAAAGCUUCACAAGAUGAAGCCGAGACUCUGAAGCGUGAAAUCACGGCAGCUCUACAGGAUAGAGACAAAUCUGUGAAGGAACGGAAUGAAUUCAACGACAAGUGCAAUGAACUACUGAGUAAACAUAGUGCUAUAGAAAAACAAAAGGAGGAUUUUAAAAAGGAGGUGGAGAUGUCCAUUCAGCAACGAGACAUCGCGAGGAAAGAGCGGCAAGAAGCCAUGCAAGAUCGAGACCGAAUUCUCCGGGAGAAAUACGAACGAGAGCAGUUUCAGAAGGAGAAUGCUGACAAGAUGGACCAGUUCAACCGGGAGACAGAACAGCUCAAGAAACAGAUUGAACUACUACAACAGAAACUUUAUGAUGGCAUGCAUGAAGCAGAAAUAUACAAAAAUCGUCGAGACUGGGCUAUGAGCGAACGUGACAAGAUCGUGCAGGAACGCGACAGCAUGCGGACAUUGUGUGACAGUCUACGAAGAGACCGGGAUCGGGCAGUCAGCGACCUUGCCCAGGCCCUCAGGGACUAUGACGACAUGAAGAAACAGAAAUCAGACGCUGUUCGGGAACUGAAGGAUUAUAAAGACAAGUUUGACAUGGUGAGCGAAAAGGAGUGUCGGAAAUCCCAGCUGAACUCCGUCGGCCAUAACAACAGUCGGGACUCCGCCAUCGAUGCUGAUCUACAGGAGUUUGAGACAGAAACUCUCGAUAUUGAACUGACUGGCCUGAACAAGGAUGACCUUGGUUUUGAGCUGGUCGGAGGCAAGGAUGAUCCCCAGUACCCCAACGACACGUCAAUCUUCGUCAGCCACGUCACCAAGGGCAGUCCUGCAGACGGGAAACUCAGAGUGAAUGACCAGAUAAUGCGGAUCAGCAAUAAAGAGGUGAGCAAUGUCGAGAAGAGGUUCGCCUACAGUCUGCUCCGGAAUAGAUCUGGCAUCGUCAACAUGCAAGUAAUGCGUAGAAGGAAGAUAUCUCCGUCCCGGUCUUGGCAGGCCAUACAGCUGACCAUUCCAGCAGGCAAAGAUAUUGGAAUACAGCUGGAGAAUGGCCUGUAUGUCACGAGGGUCAACCCAGGGUCGUACUCCGCCAAGGAGGGGCUUAUUACUAUUGGAGACCGCAUCAUCAGUGUAAAUGGAAGAAGUGUUGAAAACAUGUCACCUGACGACCUUCAGAAGAUAUUGUACCAGUAUGGAGGGGACACCAUCGUAUUGGACAUCGCUCGUCAGACCACGCCCCUAUCCUCAGCAGGCUCCUCUCCCCUGCCCCUGACAGCCAAUAUGCAGGACCCGCUUCUGGUAUCGCCGCUGAAGAAUGAGGGUUUGAAACCGUGGGAAUCAGCGAGCGAGAGUAGCAAAGGAAGCAUGAAAAAUAUUAAGAGUAGUGGAUCUCAGACAGACAGUUUGGAUAGUCCCGUUGUUCCGAGGCGAAAAAAGGAUAAGAAGGGCAGUGAUAAGGAUAUUGACCAUAAAACGAGGCAUAGUGUUCAUAUAUUUGAUAGGGCAAUUGAAGCUGUGGAUAAAUUCUUUGGGCCGAGAAAUAAGUCCACAGAGAGGAUGGAUUCCGAGAAGGGAAUGUUGAGCUUACCCGUAGGUCGUCCGAGAACUAUGAUUGAGGAUAGAGAUACGGAAGACAUUGCGCAGUUUGCAUUUCCUACCCAUCAUCGUGAAAAUUCCAAUUCGUCCAAUACAAACCGGAGUAGCGGACGUCAAAAGCAGGAAAGGCCGGAAAACCUGGACCCAGAAAUGAGUGGGACAGGGACUUGGCCGAAAAUGAGAAACAUUAACACAGUUAAUACUGUGAAUGGAACUGUUAUUCAGACCCAGAAAAACCACCAUAAACGCCCAACCAUUGAUGCUGUGAUAAGCCAUUCAGAGGACCAAGGUGUAGGAAUUCCCACUGCAAGAGUACCUCCUUUGCCCCCACAGAGGAGUAACUCAUCAUUUUCAGCCGUUCGUCAUACCCCACAGAACUCUGAUUCCACGAUAACUUUCAGCUCGCCACCUUCACCAUCUCUUUCACCGCAGCCGAGCAACGCUAGCUCAAGUUCAUACUUUAAUAAGUCUCCGGCUCUGACCCCCAGACAUUCUUACAGUCAGGAGUCCCAGGACGCCACAAGUCUGACUAGUCACAGUGGGUACCAAAUGGGUACCGGUAGUCAACCUAGCUAUCUAGUCCAAAGGGGAAAAAUCAACCCCAAGAGCCCACCGCGAAUGCCCCCAAUUCACAGUCAAGUCGCCACAAAUCAGUAUAAUUUAAAACCAUCCAAUGGACAGCCACUGGCAAGGCGACGCCCAACCAGUGGACCAUCACACGAUCAGAGAAAUUCCAGCUCGAAUGUGCAACUUUUGUACCCAUCUAGUCAAGGGCAAGCCCCACCCAACUACUUUGUAGGCAGCCGCAACACGACGCCGGAGCCCCUCAGUCGGCCAAUAGAAUUCAUUGAUCGACCUCCAGGAGGCAGACACUACCCAAUACCCAGUCCGGGCUCCCACAGCAGUAGUUCAUUGCCAACUGCGUCCCAACCAGUGUUGUCACGUCAGCACGACGUCCAUCAGGCAACAAAGACCGUCUUACCUUACCCCGCCCACGCCACUCCGACUCCUCGCAAUGCAUUCCUUCCUGAGAACCUGACCGAACUCGACGAUUUGCCGGCCUACCCUUGCGGGAUGUCGGAUGUCAGCUCCCCGAGCCCGUCGAUUGUGUCAGAGAGCCGGUUCACGCCCACCCACGUUGACGGACACUAUAUUUAUUCAUACCACAACAGAAUGCAUAUUCCAUCAAUACAAAGUGCGACUGCAACAGACACAUCAGGAUCUGUUGAAAUAGUGUCAGACAUAGACAGCCCAAUUUCACCAUUCCCAGAAAUCAGCAUUAGCAAGAUGCUGCCCUCAUACUCGCCUCAUGCAGAGCUGGGGCAUGGGCGCAAACAACCAAAGCCUGGUGAGACGAGAAAGAUCAGUAUUGAGAAGACUUCUAAGCCCGUGGGCUUCCAGAUCGAGAUGGGACCAGUGAGUGGGGGGAUCUUUGUGAGCUCUGUUAACGAGAACAGCCUCGCCGCGCAGGCCGGACUGGUCAUCGGGGACCAACUAUUGGAGAUCUGUGCCAUCAACAUGCGUAACGCAACGUACGACCUGGCCGCUCGCGUCCUGCAGCAGUGUGGGAACAACCUUACCAUGCUCGUACAGUAUAACCCAGAAAAGUACAAUGACAACAACAGUUCAUCUGGCCACAGCACACCCGACCAGUCCCCACAAACAUCGCCCAAGAUAAAGCAGACGGGCAGCCAGCGUGUUCCCAGCUUUAAUCACACUCGACCCCCUGCACGGGUAGCCUCUCACAACUCUGGAGGAAAGUACGACAAUCCCCGUAAGAUCUCAUUCAAGAAGCCUAACCCGAGUGCAAGCCUGGGGAUCUCUCUGACGGGUGGGAACGCGACAGGAAUCUUCAUACAGAACGUAGAAGAGAACAGCCCCGCUCACAUUCAGAACAUCCAUACAGGGGACCAAAUAUUGGAGUACAAUGGUAUAGACUUCACCCGGGCCACUGCAGAGCAGGCAUUCCGACACCUUAACGAGCCAUGCUCCUCUGUUAGAUUUAAACUACGCUACCAUCCAUCGUUGUACAACAAGGUCCGUAGUAAGAAAAGCUGUGACUCGGUGUACGUGCGAGCGAUGAUGGAACACACUGCCGAGCGUGAGGGAGAGCUGAGUUUCCGACGUGACGACCUUCUCUAUAUCGAGGACACGAUGUACAACGGGGAGCAGGGCGUCUGGUACGCCUGGCUUAUCAACGACGAGGGACAGAAGAUCAAGGGUGGAACAAUUCCUAGUAAAGACAGAAUGGAGGAUGACCUGUCGCUACACCGUAGCCUUUCAGACAGCACGAGCUUGCACGGCUCUGAGGAGUUCAAAGUUCCAGCUAGACGGGGCUCAGGCUCGGCUAGACGUAGCUUCUGGCGACGCAGCAAGAAACACCAGCGUAACAAUUCCAAAGACAGCCGGGACUUUAAUUCCUUCUCGGAUGUUUCCCUAAACAGUGAUUCCCUGCCUGUUCUUGAUGAUUCCAUGAGUACAUAUCUUAGCGUCGAAAGACUAGAAUACAAGAAGACUAGGCCGGUGGUGUUAAUCGCUCCUCUAGCAGACGCCCUCAUACAGAAGCUGUCUGCAGAGUCACCGGACAAAUACUUCUAUUGCCAGCCUACUGUGAUGCAGACCUCUAUGAGUGCCAUGCAUGAAGGGCAGAAGGACGGCCACUACAUCGACUUCUGGCAGGUCGAGGACAGAUUCCAUUGUAUACGCACCAAGAGUGUCACCGAGAUGUGUAAUAAGAACAUCCACUGCCUGUUGAACGUGAACCCAGCUUCAAUAGAACGUCUGCAGAGGCAGCAGAUAUACCCCAUUGUUAUCUACGCCAGACACAAGUCUUACAAAUCCCUUAGAGAGGUGAAGGAUGUCCAGUUCUUGCCAGAGAAACUUAGCAUUAAGUCCUCGAAGGAGCUGUACGAGUACUGCUUGAAGGCAGAACAGGACUACAGACCUCUCAUAACUGCUACAAUCCAAGGUGGUAACCUAGCAGAAAUGUCUCAGCAAAUCAAGAAUGUGAUAACCGCGGAGCAGGAGAAGCCCAUAUGGGUACCCUCCUCCAUGUUAAGAUGACGUCAGGCCCUGCCCGAGGGACACGCCCCACACAAAUGUUGUGGGGCUGCCACACCCCUUCAGCUCUCUGUGCACAAUGGUUCAGAAACAUGUACUCGUGUGUGAGAUGAUUGGCCAUGCUUGAGGGAUAUGGUCGAUCUAACAAGGGAGCGUUGCCACGCCCUCUUAUGCCAAAUGGCUUCAGCUCGCUGCACAUACUGGCUAUGAACUGUGAACCUGUGUGAUAGAGGGGUGGAGGGGGGUACAUGAAAAGCUGUGAUUAAUUUGUCAAUGUGUACAUUUUACUGAAUAUGAUGAAGUCAAUUGAUUCUAUUCAAUUGUUAUAUUUCACCAGUGAAAAUGAGGAUACAGAAAGGAUUCAAUUCGCCUGUUGUGAUCGACUCUAUUAUAUUUUGCCCAUGAAAUGUGGCUGCUUAACGUUGUGUGUCUAACGUUCAUGUCAUCACAAACAUUAUCACUUGUUGUGCUUGUUGCUUGUAGUAGUUUCCUUUGCUCGGCAACAUCAGUGAAAUUCAUAUGAUUUUAGUGUAAGAAACGUGCAUGUUAAAAACUUAUGUCUACCAGUAACAAGUCUAUUAAAAUUGCAGUUUUGCAACAAAAAAUACUGAAUCAUGGAUGGUUUAUAAAACUUCAAAUUUGUGAACAUUAAAUUGUUGAUACAAUACAAGUUAUGUUUUAAAAAUGCAUUAAAUGUGUAAUGAUUUGGACUGUUGAGUUAAGCUAGCCUAUGUAAGCUACAAGGACAAGAUUCAAAUCAACUUCUCUGGCUGGAAACGGAUACUUUAUUUGUAUCAAGAUCAGUUUCACAUUGAUUUCAGUCAAAUAUGUAUCUACAGUAUUCAAAUGUACAUGUUUCUUAGAGCAGUUAGUUGAAACCAUUCCAUAGAAUAAUUUGACAGUGGACGAAUAUUUAAUCAUGCAAUAUCAAGUAUUUGUAAUCUUUGGCUUAUUUCUGGUAAAUGGAUUUUUUUUGUUGGGAUCUUUUAAUUUUAGAACCAAGUUGACUUUGAUAUCAGCAUUGCACAUUUUAUGACAGUCGUCAAUUCUCACUUAAAAACAACACAUACAGUCGAACCUCGUUGGCUUGAACUUCCAAGGGGCUGGCAAAAAUACCUUGACACUCGAGAAAUUCUAGCCGAGCGGGAAUGCUUACCUUCAGUAGAAAGGAAUUGGUCCUUUACCUCCAGUUUGAGCCAAUGAGGAAAUAACGCCAAGCAGGUUCAAGCCAACAGAGUUCGAAAGUAAUUCAUGAAAAAGGCACUACGGUAUUGUUUAGAUUAAAUUCAAUUAAAAGACGUUGUCAUGAUUAUUGGUCAUAGUAAAUUUUUGACAUAGGGUGAUUUCAUAGACACUCAUGGUACAUAUGUGAGCUUGGUGGCGAAAAUAUUUCCUGUUGAGGCAGUUAAGUGAUUGAAAAUAAACAAGAUUCAUCAUUAUAAUUUGAUUAAAAAUUAAUAGGACUUGUUGAAUAAACGUAUCAAAUGACAAUUAUGGAAAUUUUGGGAUUUAUGGUAACGCCAUAAUAUUUUGGUAAAAAUUGAUAGGCUUUUAUCAGUAAAAGAGUAUUUAAAAAUUAUACCCUUCUUUUUCGACCUGCAUUUUAGUUGAAAUAAAGAAAAAAAUGACACAAACUGCAAUAGCAUUAUCUGUUAUGGGUUUAUUCAUCAUUUAUUAUAUUUAUUAGAAUUCAGUAACCAAUACCUGUUUAGAUGCAAAAAUUACAUGGGGUGACCAGGCAAGACAAAGUCUAAUUUGUAUAUCGAAUACCUUAUAAGUCCACUAUUCGCACCGGAGGAACCAUUUUUGCAGCCCAUUUCACUUUAUUCAAGGUUGUGAUCGAUUAGAAUCAUUUUUGUGGAUUGUAAUGUGUAGUUUUGGUCAUUCUCAAUUGAUCCUUCAUGUAAAUUCUUUAGAUCUUAUUUUACAUACAUGUAUAUGCCUAAACUGUGAUAAGUUCUUUUCAUGUGGAAUAAUUUUGUGCUCGGUAUGCAUUUACUAUAUGGACAAUUUAUUGGUUAUUUAAAAAGAGAAAUGAUGAAGAGGUUGCGAAACAUGGCUUGUACAUGUAGCUGAUACAACAUGUACAUAUAAAAGUUGCAUUUGAAGAUUUUUUAAAGAAAAUGGGAAAUUUUAUUUUAAACCUGUACUUGCGGGUACUUGUAUAAAACCGCUUUUCUCCUGCUAUUGUAAAUGUCGCUCUUCAGUGAAUUUUUUGGGAAAUUAUUUUUACCGCCUGUGCCUUGCAAAUUGGGAAAAAAAAGUUGACUUUGGGAAAAACACAAAAUCAGGCCCAAAUAGAUAAUAUAUGGUAAAUAUACUAGUUCUAACUUUUAUAUGCAUACAUUAUGCUGUGAAAGAGUAAGAAUUGUCAAGAUUUUGUUUAUAUUUCAAAAAAUUCAUUGCUUUUUUAUUCAUUAACAUGAUCUACAUUAAUGAAAUUGGGGAUUCUUUUUAAAGUUUUGAGAAAAAUGGACAUUUUAGAAGGCAAUAAAUUGCACCCCCCAAAAAAUACUACUCUUUACUUGUCAAAGAAAUCAAACCUGGAUGACGUAGUGCACAAAAAGUAGUCCUCACAUACUCGUACAAGUAUUGUUUCGCAUCCUCAAUGAUUGGAUCUACAUGUUGACAUUGUCAAUAUGCAUGUGUAUAUUUCCCAUUUUGCAAUGUUCGAAGGUGGUGGCAGGUUUACUCAUUAAGAACAUAAAAGCAUACCAACAUAUAAAUUGACGGGAAUUACAUUUACAAGAUACAUCUAAAAAAGUCUGAAGUUUUGGAAAUGCAUUUAUCUUUUUAUUGUACACAAAUACAGUGACACGCAGAUUACUUUGACAAAUGAACCAUUGAAAGUAGAAUAAGUCUUAAAUACAAGUUUUUGGCAUAGUAUUAAAUAUAUGACUAAUAUUCAUCAAAAAGAAGCGUAAAAGACCUAAAAAAUAUUGUGAACCUUAAAAACAGGUUACACCCUGAAGCUGCCAUUCUAUUUUUAGUCACAGGAAGCUAUGAUGUCUUAUUUCCUGUUUCCUGUCACAUUUUCAAAAAGACCAAUAUCUGCUUGCUGUGGUUCAAAUAAAGACACCGAGUGUAUAUGAAACAGUCUCAAAUUCCCAGAACUCAUAAAAUUCAUGAUGUUGUAAGAAAAAGUGCUUUAUUGUUUGACUUCAUGUUUAUUGUGUUGUAGAGUGCUUGACUUUGUGUAAUGAAUUGUCGUUCUGUGCUGUCUUGUGUCACAUUUGUUAUAAAAUAAAUGUUUUUUAUGUGAUUUAUUGACUUUUCAUGCUAUGUAUUGUCAUUGCGAAAUAAAAAAAGAUAAAGUGUAA
Messenger RNA from Mya arenaria, 9624 nucleotides. Its product is annotated as disks large homolog 5-like. Bases 212 to 6307 code for a protein of 2031 amino acids. The transcript is spliced from 27 exons. The record is from RefSeq and is a predicted model, not a curated record. Gene Ontology annotation, molecular function: protein binding. Lineage: Eukaryota; Metazoa; Mollusca; Bivalvia; Myida; Myidae. Gene Ontology annotation, biological process: regulation of apoptotic process.